UUUUGAGCUACAUUAUUUUCCGGAACACUUGAUGGACGAAGGAAGGGAAGAUCUCUCCCACCUAAUCUGUGACAUAGACUAUUCUACCGGUAUCACUGCUGGUGAUGUUGAUGCCAGGGCACGAAACUGGGGCGCAUCGCAUGCGGGUGUGAACUCUCCCUUGUUUUGGUGCGACUUGCGGUAUUGAUUGGGCGGUUGGAAGCCAAUCACUCGUCCAUACUUAUGGGCCACAGUUCUUUCGGAGCGCUGCAUCGCGCUGAGAACAUAUAACAAACUUUUGAACUGUGUUGAUGUUGCGAUUGUGCUUGAAUGCUCAUUCACAACACCUGACAUUUGACGUGGCUGUAGUAUCGUUCUCGCUUUUCCCUGGCGAGAGACGGGAAUCCCGUGGUAACGCGAAUGACGUUGGGAACUUUCGCAGGCUCUGUGAUGGCCUUGUGAACGUCAACAACUUUCAACCGAGUGCCACACUGCAUUUGACAGGUACCAAUGCGCAGGGUGGCACGUGUACGACCACUUGGUCCUUUCUUUUCGGUUUCGAUACCUCCCCUUCCGCUCGCCUUGGAGCUGCACCUCAACCAGUUGCGCCAUCAUUCGUCGCCGUGCGUCCUAAGGUCUACGCUCCAACCCCCAACACACACAAGCUCAGCGUCUCCGACUCACCCAAAGUAAUCUCUGUUGGUGCCGCCAUAAUAGCUUUCGCGUCGCUCUCCACAUGUACAGCACACACCCCCGCUAGAAGGGCCCUGAACCUGGAUGAACCACCGACGCUGCGAUUCGUUCAACACUCCCAGGACCCUCAAAGUCGGGAGUCAGAUAACUUGCCCUCAAUUUCUUCAUUUCGCUGAAUAAUACGUGGCAAUUCGUCCGCCUUGGGUGAUAGUUGGCCAACUUGCAAAUUAUCUGGGGAAUAUGAAUGAGGGUUGGGAGCUGGACUUCAUUAGCUGGAUCAUAAUGAUACAUUUCUGCGGAAGCUGCUGUUAACCGUGCCAGGAUUCUAUAUUCAUGGCCUCACGGAUGAUUCUGCUGGAAACUUGUAUGCUUGGGGAACAUGGAAGGGCUAGUGGGCCUUACAA
Cantharellus anzutake is the source of this 1076-nucleotide messenger RNA. RefSeq lists its product as uncharacterized. Bases 291 to 848 code for a protein of 185 amino acids. The record is from RefSeq and is a predicted model, not a curated record. The transcript has a single exon. Lineage: Eukaryota; Fungi; Basidiomycota; Agaricomycetes; Cantharellales; Hydnaceae.